AUGCCUCUUCUAAGUGACAAUGAAUCACAAUACUAGUAGCUUAAAAUAAGUGUUAAGAACGGCAUUGGCAGAGAUAUUGCCAUAAACAAAUAUUUCCAACCUCCUCUCAACUACUAAAAUACAUUUAAUAAAGCCACUAAGUUUAUGAAUAUUGUUACGAUGAAUCAAAUUGACCAAGAAGUGCAAUAAAAAGCUUCUUUAAAAAAGUUAAUAGAACAAAAAAUAACUUACAAUCAUAAGCCGAUUGCUAUUAAGAAUUUUGAGAAGUACGUGAAAAGUAGAAAUAGCAUAUUUCAUUGCAACAUAGAAAACAAUAUCAAUUCAGAUAGGAUAAGAGAACCUCAAUACUUGCAAAAAUUUUAAGACAGCUAUCAAUAGAAUCUGUUCUAAGUUAAUAAAUCUGAGAAGCAUACCUCACAAACAAGCUCUCAAAGAUAGGUUCAAUAAUAAAUAAAUUAUAAUAAUAUUUUGGACCUGGGUGCAACUUUUGAAAAAAUUAUGAACCAAAGGAAGAAUAUUAAUCUAAAGUCUCAAGAUAAACUUGAUUAAAUGUAGAAUAAGACUGUUUUCAAGAAAUUUAUCAAGAGAUAGCCAAAGUAGUCUACAUAGAGCCAAGCUGAUCUGGAAAAACUUCAAUUAAGAUUUGCUAAUCCUUAUAAUGAUUAAACCACAAGCCAAUACACUUUCUUGCAAUAAAAAAGAAGUUACUUUUUGUUAGAGUAGAGAGCAAAUAUAAUAGACAGUAUUACUAAUAGGAAAAUAAGUGAAUAACCUCCAGUCGCAAUUAACUAAAAACUGUAGAAUCUAUUUCCAAGAUAAAAUAUUGUGGAUAAUGAGCAAUACAGAGAUAGAAUAAUAAAGAGUCCAAAAGACCACAUCAUAAAUUCAGAGAUCAUUUUAAGUCCGAACUCAAAAAAGAGAGCCAGCAAAAUAAGCAGCACCUAAAAGCUGGACAGUAUAUUUCAAGACAAUAAUGCUUUUGCUAUUUCUCCUUGGGAUAAUCAUCAUGAUAAUUAUAUUAACUAUUAGUUUUGA
Molecule: messenger RNA, 1035 nt
Organism: Stylonychia lemnae
Lineage: Eukaryota; Ciliophora; Spirotrichea; Sporadotrichida; Oxytrichidae
Source: the annotation of a GenBank genome assembly